UAUCAAUCACCACAACACCUCAGCAGCAUUCAACAAUGGCGUCUUCAAUUUGCAAGCGCAUACCCAUAAACCCAUCUCCCACCACCACCACCACCAGUCGUCUCCCCUCCUCCACCAGGAUCUCUCUCCGCCCAUUCCACCUCGUCCGGCAAUCAAAUGCCCCACGCUCCACCGCCGCCAUCCGCUGCUCCAUCCGCCGCCCGGAGUACAUCCCGAACCACAUUCCGGACCCGAAGUACGUCCGCAUAUUCGACACCACCCUCCGCGACGGCGAGCAAUCCCCCGGCGCCACCAUGACCACGAAGGAGAAGCUCGACAUCGCCCGCCAGCUGGCACGCCUCGGCGUCGACAUCAUCGAGGCCGGGUUCCCGGCCUCCUCCGACGCCGAUUUCGAAGGCGUGAAGUUGAUCGCACGUGAGGUCGGAAACGCCGACUCCGAUCACGUGCCGGUCAUCUGCGGCUUGGCGAGGUGUAACAAGAGGGACAUCGACAGGGCGUGGGAGGCGGUGAAGGAGGCGAAGAAGCCCCGAAUCCACACGUUUAUCGCCACCAGCGAAAUUCAUAUGGAAUUCAAGUUGAAGAUGUCUCGGCAGCAGGUGGUCGAGAAGGCUACGAGUAUGGUCGCUUAUGCGCGGAGUUUAGGUUGCAACGACGUCGAAUUUAGCCCCGAAGAUGCUGGAAGAUCGGACAGGGAGUUUCUGUAUCAAAUUCUGGGAGAAGUUAUUAAGGCUGGUGCAACGACCCUUAACAUCCCUGAUACAGUUGGCUAUACUUUGCCCACUGAAUUUGGACAAUUAAUUGCUGACUUAAAAGCCAAUACUCCUGGCAUUGAAAAUGUGAUUAUCUCCACGCACUGCCAGAAUGACCUUGGUUUAUCUACAGCUAAUACUCUAUCGGGUGCACAUGCUGGCGCAAGGCAAUUAGAGGUGACCAUUAAUGGCAUUGGUGAAAGAGCUGGUAAUGCGUCGCUAGAGGAGGUUGUAAUGGCCUUAAAAUGCCGUGGAGAGCAAGUGCUAGAUGGACUUUACACAGGAAUCAAUACCCAACACAUUGUUAUGGCCAGCAAGAUGGUAGAGGAAUACAGUGGUCUGAGGAUCCAGCCACAUAAAGCAAUUGUUGGAGCUAAUGCUUUUGCUCAUGAAAGUGGAAUCCAUCAGGAUGGAAUGCUUAAAAAUAAGAACACAUACGAAAUUAUAUCUCCCGAAGAUAUUGGACUUCUUCGCUCCAAUGAAUCUGGUAUAGUGCUUGGAAAACUCAGUGGACGCCAUGCUUUGAAAGCCAAAAUGUUGGAGCUUGGAUACGAUAUUGAUGGCAAGGGACUUGACGAUCUUUUUGCACGCUUCAAAGGUGUAGCAGGAAACAAAAAGAUUAUCACCGAUGAUGAUCUAAUUGCCCUAGUCUCGGAUGAAGUUUUCCAGCCAGUGGUUAUUUGGAAAGUUGAAGAUGUACAGGUUACAUGCGGAAGUCUUGGCCUUUCAACAGCAACUGUCAAACUCAUUGAUGCAGAUGGUGCUGAGUAUAUUUCUUGUUCAGUUGGAACUGGGCCCGUUGAUGCAGCAUAUAAAGCGGUUGAUCUUGUUGUUAAGGUUCCUGUAAGACUUCUCGAGUAUUCGAUGAAUGCAGUGACUGAAGGCAUUGACGCUAUAGCCACAACGAGGGUUCUUAUUCGUGCAGAGGAUAGUGUCACAGCAACCCAUGCUAUGACCGGAGAAACUGUAAACCGGGCAUUCAGUGGAACUGGAGCAGCAAUGGAUAUUGUCAUAUCAAGUGUUCGAGCUUACGUUGGUGCACUGAACAAGCUGAUUGGUUUUAAUAUCCGUUUAGAAACGGAAGAUUCGGGUGAAACCAAGGUUUUGAAUGCAUGUAAGUGAAAGUAGCUGUGUGUGACGGUAUAAAACGUCUUGCGUAUAUCUUGUAUUUUAGUAUUGUCAACAACUUAAAAUGGUUGGAUAAUGCUCUACUGCGAAAAGUGCUGCAUGUAUGUGUUCAACAUUUUUGUUAAACUAUGAAAAUUUGGGUGUAGUAAUAAUGGUGAGCGAGAUGGGGUUGCGGGCAGCUAAGCUAUCCGGUGACUCAGCCCUGAUCUUUCAUUGAUAAAGUGUAUUGCCUGUAGUAAAAUUGUGACUUUGAAUUCGAGAUUUCGAGUUUGAAUAAGGGUUUGCAUUAUAAACCAAUUUUCCAAUUCA
Erythranthe guttata (spotted monkey flower) is the source of this 2186-nucleotide messenger RNA. RefSeq names its product 2-isopropylmalate synthase A. Gene Ontology annotation, molecular function: 2-isopropylmalate synthase activity. NCBI's taxonomy places the organism in Eukaryota, Viridiplantae, Streptophyta, Magnoliopsida, Lamiales, Phrymaceae. Gene Ontology annotation, cellular component: chloroplast. Gene Ontology annotation, biological process: L-leucine biosynthetic process. The record is from RefSeq and is a predicted model, not a curated record.